Messenger RNA from Physcomitrium patens, 1958 nucleotides. Its product is annotated as peptidyl-prolyl cis-trans isomerase CYP38, chloroplastic. Gene Ontology annotation, biological process: protein peptidyl-prolyl isomerization. The record is from RefSeq and is a predicted model, not a curated record. Gene Ontology annotation, molecular function: peptidyl-prolyl cis-trans isomerase activity. NCBI's taxonomy places the organism in Eukaryota, Viridiplantae, Streptophyta, Bryopsida, Funariales, Funariaceae.
UUCUCACUUUGCUUCUUCAGUCGGCACAUUGGGCAAUCGCGGCGACGCUGCCCACGCCGCACCAAGUUUUUUUAGUACGGGAUUGUUAGUGACGGUUUUUAGCGUUCAUCGGGUAUCGAAAUUUGGUCCGUAUUCGACUUGAGUUGAUUCGGAACACUCGCAGUUGUGAUUCACAGAUAGAUAGAUAGAUAGAAUUCUUUGGAAGUUUGUCGAGUGUCCCGGAAAGAGAAGUUUCUGGGAGUUUUGAGACGGUGGUUUAGCAUCUGUGUGUACGAAUUCGUGUUUGGCUGUAACUGAUUUAAGGGCUUCAAGUGCUAAGGUAGAAAUUAUUAAAUUGGAGAAGGAUUCUGUUUGGUUUGUCGAGUUUAGGAGCAGGAAUGGCAGUUGCCGCAGUACUGCAAGCGGCUUCUUUAGCGACUACGACGACGUGGCUAGACGCAGGUGCGUUUCGCAAGGAAGGUUUGAUUGGAGCGCAAUGCGUCCACAAGAUCGUGAGCGCUCGGGGACCGUGCGCCAUUCGAGCUUCUUUGAGCAAAGAUGAUGUAGCUGCACCAAACGCUUUCGCGAAAGUACUUCACAACUGUCCAACGUGCGUGGCUGUAGCAGCUGCACUGCUCGUGCCCUUUUCUUCGACAGCUGCUGAUGUCGACGUCGAUACGGAAAGGGUUUCAGCCAUCUCUGAACCUAGUGUUUUGAUUUCAGGUCCACCCACCAAGGACGCAAAUGCUCUGCUCCGGGAUGCCCUCCCUCUUGACAACAAACCUAUCAAGGAGGUUCAAAAAUUUCUCGAAGAUAUUACCGAGGAGAUGAAGGUACCCGAUGAGAAGGUGCUUGAACCAGUUGAACGGGAUGUGCGACAGGCCACAUUGGUUCUCAACCAGAGCAAGGAGGAAAUCCUUUCUUACAUAGCCGAGUCAAAAAGACAGGAGGGUGAUCACAUUCUCACUACUCUGAACGAGGAGCUCGAAGGUUUUCAAAAGCAGCUGGAAGAGAAGGAUUCGUCAAUUGUUUUACCGAGGCAGAAGGAGCUUCUCCGUUUGAUAGGCGAUCUGGAGGAGACCAUGAUAGCUAAAUUUCCGUAUGAGAUUCCAGAGGAGUAUGCUAAAAGGCCACUUCUUAUGGGACGAGCUACUCUCGAGAUGAAAGUCCUCGUAAAAAAUAACCCAAACGUGAAAGAUGCAGUUCUUCACAUAGUACUAGAUGGUUACAACGCCCCAGUCACUGCCGGAAACUUUGUUGAUCUUGUUGAGCGCAGAUUUUAUGAUGGCAUGGAAAUUCAACGAUCGGAUGGAUUUGUGCUCCAAACUGGAGACCCCGAUGGACCAGCUGAAGGGUUUGUGGACCCAGCUACAGGCCAAGUCCGGACUGUCCCAUUGGAGAUCAUGGUGGAGGGUCAGAAGCAGCCCAUCUAUGGUACUACUCUUGAGUUGCAGGAGCUCGGCCUACCUAAGGCGAAAAUAAAGUUGCCAUUCAAUGCAUUUGGUACAAUGGCAAUGGCACGACAGGAAUCUGACAAUAAUUCAGGAUCUAGCCAAGUAUUCUGGCUGCUGAAGGAAAGUGAAUUGACGCCCAACGGCGAUAGUAUCCAUGAUGGCCGCUACGCAGUAUUUGGUUAUGUGACCGAGAACGAAGGACUACUAGCUAAUCUCAAAGCCGGUGACGUUAUUGAAAGUAUACGUGUGCUCCAUGGCUUGGAUAAUCUGGUGAACCCAAGUUACGUAGUUCGCCUUCUGUAAUUUUAAACCCAUUUUUGCUGAGGAUUUAGAAUAAUGUAUUCGUCGACCUUCGUCUCAAAUUCAUGUGCAUCGCCUCCCGCUCGACGAAUAAAUGGACACACUGAGUACAACGAAAUGAACCGUUUCACUUUAUCAUAGAAUGUGUUCCUAUUAUCAGCGCCUUGAUAAGAAAGAUUUCCAUGAAGCUUGCAAUUGCAAGUUUGGGUCCCCACCUUCUCGCCA